Molecule: messenger RNA, 1119 nt
Organism: Cutaneotrichosporon cavernicola
Lineage: Eukaryota; Fungi; Basidiomycota; Tremellomycetes; Trichosporonales; Trichosporonaceae
Exons: 4
Coding region: 1-1119 (372 amino acids)
Biological process (GO): lipid homeostasis; nuclear envelope organization
Cellular component (GO): nuclear membrane; nuclear envelope
Source: RefSeq, a predicted model, not a curated record
AUGUUUCGGCGCGACGCCUCUGGACCCAUGGACGUCGACUCGGGGCAUCCCCUAGGGCGCGCGGCUGAGUACGCGCUCGACGACGGGCCCGCGAGAAAGCGCCCACACAGCGACCUCGCGAGCGGCGGAUUCGCAGUGCCAUCGCGCACCGCACCAUACAGCUUUGGACCCAACACGCCCUUCCUAUUCCAUGCGCCUCCGCCACCCCCCACCCGACCGUGGGAACCGUACGACCCGAACAAGUGGGCCCGUACCGACUUUGGGAUGGGGACGCAGAGCGCACAUGUAGACGACGUGGACAUGGACGGGGGAGACGCGCCUGGUUCCCCCAUCAGGCUGAAGGAGAAGACGGGGAAGGAGGAUAAGAAGGCCACGGUGGAGAGUGUGAAAGAUCCGGCAUCACCCGAACGUAAGAUGGCGACUGGCGCUGUCACGCGCGCCCGCCGACGGCGCAAGAACAUGACCAGACAGGACGAGGUCGGUCCACGACAUGGCGAACACACGUACAACCUACACAUGGCGCAUGGUACCCGCCACUCGGAGGUACCCUCCAUUCUACUUGGAUAUGUCCAGUUCGUGUUCAACGGCUCGCUUGUGCUUGGCUUCCUGUAUGUCGUUGCGAACUUUGUGCUGGCGGUCCAGCGGGACGUCAAGGAACGCAUCGAGGAGUACUCUGUCGAAUAUCUCCAGGAUAUCUCCGAGUGCUCGCGGUCGUACUUUACGAACCGGUGUGAGGCGGGCACGCGCGUGCCGGCCAUGGAGGUGGCGUGCCAGGGCUGGGAGCUGUGCAUGAACCGCGACCCCAAGGUUGUGGGCCGGGCACGUGUCGGUGCCGAGACGUUUGCGGGCAUCAUCAACAGCUUCUUCGAGACGAUCAGCUGGAAGACGAUGGUGUUCACUGUCGUCUCGCUGACCCUCUUCAUCACGAUCAUCAACUCUGCCCUCUUCAACCUGCGAGCAAAGCAGCGCGACCCCGCCCCGGCAUACUACCCAUACCCGCCGGCACCUUGGAUGCACGGACACGGCGCAGGAAUGCUGCCGCCACCCGAGGAAAGACAAAAGGAGAAGGAUACGGACAAGGGCGUCGCUGGCAAGGCGAUUGCAUGGCUCACGAAGUAG